Drosophila mojavensis is the source of this 1030-nucleotide messenger RNA. RefSeq names its product phosphopantothenoylcysteine decarboxylase (gene Ppcdc). The record is from RefSeq and is a predicted model, not a curated record. Gene Ontology annotation, cellular component: phosphopantothenoylcysteine decarboxylase complex. The coding region runs from base 339 to 977 and encodes 212 amino acids. Gene Ontology annotation, biological process: coenzyme A biosynthetic process. Gene Ontology annotation, molecular function: phosphopantothenoylcysteine decarboxylase activity; FMN binding. The transcript has 3 exons. Lineage: Eukaryota; Metazoa; Arthropoda; Insecta; Diptera; Drosophilidae.
AUUUUUAAAGUCUGGCAGCCCACAGCAGUUCACAGUUGGUUUUACUGCCUCUAUAUUUACCUUUUAUCUAUUUCAUAAUUUCCUCACGAUCGUUUAUGAAGGCCUUAAGAUAAGCAAGAUACUCAAAUGACUUCACAGAUUUACAAUCAAAAGAAGUUCAUACCCACAGCGCCAGAAAAGGGCAGCUUUCCGUUAGAUCACGAGAGCUUGUGUAAGAAGCACUUCUUGAUUUACGCCAGUUGCUUGCGCCGCAACGACAACGACAACUCCAAGUGCCGGGCUGAAGCAAAAGAGUAUUUGGGCUGUCGCAUGGAAAAUAAUCUUAUGGAAAAAACAGAAUGGGCGAAACUGGGCUUUCCGGAAAAGGAACAACCGACAGUGAAAGAACAGCAACAAUAGCAAUGAAGCCGGAACGCAAUCUUUUAAUUGCAGCCACAGGCAGCGUGGCCACCAUUAAGAUGGUGCAAAUGAUAUCCGAAUUCAGCGACGACAAGCUGCCCUACAAAUUUAAUAUUAAAGUCAUCAUAACGGAGCAUGCGAAGCAUUUUUUUGAACUGGAAGAGGUGCCGGAGCAUGUACCCAUUUUACAUAACCGAGACGAGUGGCUCACCUGGAAUAAACGCGGCGAUCCGGUAUUACACAUUGACCUAGGCAAAUGGGCCGACCUUAUGUUAAUUGCACCACUCAGUGCCAACUCUCUAGCCAAAAUAGCCAGCGGUAUUUGCGAUAAUUUGAUGUUGUGCGUGGUUCGUGCUUGGGAUUUGGAGAAGCCACUGUUCUUUGCACCGGCCAUGAAUACACGCAUGUACGAUCAUCCCAUUACGCGCGAGCAGAUUGACAAACUAAUUAAAUGGGGUUACAAAGAGAUUCCCUGUAUAUCGAAAACUCUUAUGUGUGGUGAUACCGGCAACGGGGCCAUGGCAGAGGUGUCCACAAUUGUUUCUAUAGUGGUUGGCACACUUACAUUGCCUUUGUAAAUACUAAAUUCUUUGUUCUAGUUAAAAAUAAAAAGCAUUUUGUUAAAAUUAAA